Molecule: messenger RNA, 2752 nt
Organism: Lycium ferocissimum
Lineage: Eukaryota; Viridiplantae; Streptophyta; Magnoliopsida; Solanales; Solanaceae
Exons: 7
Coding region: 166-2742 (858 amino acids)
Molecular function (GO): chromatin binding
Source: RefSeq, a predicted model, not a curated record
ACGUUAUAUACUCUCUCCCUCUCUUUCUCUCUCUAGGGUUUCAUCUAUGGCUUCUUACUUUUCUCUUUCUCGCAGUUCUCAUCAAUUUCUCCCCAAACGGUGCCGUUUUUGGAGACUCUGUUGGAAACAAAUACCAAAAUUGGUUAGGAUUUGAUAUUUUAAUUCAUGUCUGAUUCGAUGGUUGAGAUUGAAUCAGAUCGAAUUCUGGGAGACAAAAGGCCGCCGGACGAUAGAAUAUCAGAAGGAUUAGAAGGUCCAAUUUCGAAGAAGGUGAGGGGAGUGAUGAUUAGUAAUGUGAAGGAAGUUGCUGAAAUGGUACUUGUAUUGGCAGCUAUGGGAAAAAUGAGGGGAGGUAAGGGUCCCACUGAUGCAGAAAAGGAAAUGGUGGAGGAGGCUAGGGAGAGAUUGGCGAAAGUAUGCGUGAAAUUUGCGCCGAAAGAUGUGUUUCCAAGAGAUGGUUUUGGUGGUGUUGUUGAGGAUCUUGGGCUUAAUAAGCUGAAGGAACAGAGUAUAGGUUAUUGGCCUCCCAAAAUGUCUAUUGCUGAGAAGUUACGGGUUGCCAAAAGAAAGAUGGAAAAGAUGCAGGGAUUUUCUCGACCCUCUGCCAGCUAUUCAUCUCAAAGGUCUCAAACUGCAGUGGGUGCAGCAACUGAAAGCCAUAAUGCGUCACAUAUUAAAAUGUUUCCUCAACCAAGUCAUGCGGUAAAUUCAUCAGGAAGCUUCCAACCUGCUUCACCUAUGGGACGUGGGACUCCAGUAAGUUCUGCAUCUUUGCCUUAUCAGCUGCCCACCAGUGAGGUCAGGCCUUUAAUGACCGGUGGAGUGGUCUCUGGUAAUCUUGUAAGGGAUUCUUCUUCAGUAGCACCUCCCAGAGUUGGAAGACCGCAUUUCCAAAUGGAUGGACGACAAAGUGGAUCUUCCCAUGCAUUGCAAUUUCAAGCAAUUACUGGCAAUCACUCAACUGUCAGAACUCCAACUUGGUCGGUGCUACCUGCAUCAGUUUCAGCAGUUAGACCUGGGGCAGAUAACAAGGUGACACCACAUGAAACUAUUAAAGUUGAGGGAGGUGCUGAUGUCAGGUCAACAAUGGCACCACAUGCAACUAUUAAAGUUGAGGGAGGUGCUGAUGUCAGGUCAACAAUGGCACAAGUAACAACACCUAGGCCAUUUAUUACACAGAGCACAUCUGGAAAUUCACCAAGCACAUACCCUCAUUUACAAGGCACGACCUUUAUUCAGGCUCCUCCUCGGAGCAAUACUCAUUCUGAAAUUGGAAAGAUUGUUCAGAAAUUUUUACAGCCUCUGCUUCCUGAGCGGCCUGCAUGGAUUGUGCCAUCCCGUGAUUACAUGAAUAGGGCUUUGACUUGCCAAAUGUGCAGUUCAACAAUAAAUGAGGUUGACAAUGUACUUGUUUGUGAUGCUUGUGACAAAGGCUAUCACUUAAAAUGUCUCCAAACAACAAAUCAAAAAAGUGUCCCUAGAGGGGAAUGGCACUGUGGAAAGUGUUUGUCGAUAACAAAUGGCAAGCCGCUGCCCCCUAAAUAUGGUCGUGUGAUGCGGAACAUCAAUUCCUCUAAAAUGCCUACAAUUACAGCAGCUGUUCAAUCAUCUCCAGAUAGAAAAGCUUUUGGUCCGGACAAUAAGGUUACUCAGUCGAAGAUAAUGGGGAAUGGAAAUGUUGCAUUGCAGAAUUCCAAUGGCACGGCAAAUAAUCUUAACCAACUACCGUCUGGGCCAAAGAUGGAAAAAGACAAAAGAAUGGGAGGAACUGAUAAUGUGUCCGGUAAAGGAAAUGUGGAGAGUCAAGUUUCUUCUGCGACCUGUUCAAGUAAUUUGACUUCGGGAAUCUGUUCAAAUAAUUUGACUUCAGGAAUCUGUUCAAAUAAUUUGACAGUGUCUUCCAAUGAUAACAGUUUCUCUCCUGCUUGCUCAAUGAUCGAUAGAUCUUUUGAAGAGAAGGUGGUUGAAGUAAAAUCUCAGCCUCCUGCAAAAUCUGAAACAGUUUCCAUCUCAUUUGAUCACUCGCAAGCCCUUACUCAGCUGCAGGCCAAUGGUCAUGCUUGGGUAGCCAAUAGUGUAGAGAUUCCUUCCCAGCAGUUUCCUGGAAGUCAGUCCAUGGUCAGUGAUGCUAAGCAAUCUAGAGCAAGUUUAGCUAGUAGUUCAAGCGAUGAAUGUAGAAGAGAAAAUCAAGGUGUCGGACUGACAAAUCUUGCUGAAACUCCUAUUGCCAGUAAUGGGGGUGCUGACUGCGUUAGCUUUACAUCAGAUCCCUUUGAGAGCGUUGACUGGAUUGGCAAUGUGCUCCAAGUUGCAGAUGAGAAGCAAUAUUACCAAUCUUGUCGCUGCAAGGGGUUCGUAUACAAUGUUCAGGAAUAUGCUGUUAUUCGUUUUGAGGAUGAGAGAUUGGUUCCUUCAAAGCUUCUGGCUAUGUGGGAGGAUCUAAAAGCAGGAAAGAAAUGGGUUACUGUCAAUCGGUGUUACUUCCCAAGGGACUUGCCACAUGCUGUAGGCCGUCCAUGUAGCUUGGAAAGCAGUGAGGUUUAUUUGUCUAAUUGUAGUAGCACAGUAAUGGCUGGCCAGAUACAAGGUCCAUGUGACGUACUUCCUCUGAGCAAGUUUAAUGAAGAAAAAGAGAGGAUAUCUCGCCUAGAAACAAGGCCUAUUGGUGGAUUACGGCAUCUCUACUUAUGCAAAUGGAUUUAUGAUGAAUCGAAAGGGCUAUUUCGUGACGUUUCCUGUUGAUUAAGGGUCA